ACUGCAGCAGAGGGAGUGGCUGCAUCCUUCCCCACCUCAGAGCCAUGGGGAGCCCGGGUUCUGGUGGGCAGCCCCUGGCACAGGCUCCCUACACAGUUCUGCUUCUGCCUCUGGGAACAAGCCGCGAAGACCCAGGGGCCCAGAGCUUCUUCCUUUGGCUGCAGAGGAUGCAGGCUCUGGAGAGAGAGCAGGAUGCCCUGUGGCAGGGGCUGGAGCUGCUGGAACAUGGCCGUGCCUGGUUUGAAUACCAUCUGAGGGAGGCACAGCAACAGCAGCUGCAUUUGGGAGCCCUUGGUGAGAAUUUUCUAACAGAUUUACACUUGGAGCCUGGCGGCCCCCAGUUAGCCCAAAUUCAAAAGGUGAAUAUCUGUUUGCAGAAUCUGAUUCAAGGAAAGUUCUCCCCACAUCCAUUGAACAAGGCCAGUUCCUGCACCACCCAGAACUGGAAGGAAAGGUCCUGGAAGCAGAACUUGUGGCAGCAACAGGUACUGGGGGUGGGGGACAGAAGCCCUGGCCCCAUGGGGUGGGGAGCAUAUAGAUGCUUAGUCUAUUUUUCUCUUCUUCUCCAGGAGUUAUCAAGGCAGCAAAUAGGAAUCAUCCAGCCCCAGGAGAUGGCUCAACUGGGCUGUCCCCAGGGUCAGAGAGGCCCUACCCGUGUGUAAAUCUUCCUCAGUCUAGUGAAGGAGGAGGUUUGAGUCAGAACUUCCUCUCCUUAUUCUGUCUUCACCUGAUAGCCCAAUGGCUCCAGUUCUUGGGUCAACAGUGUUCACACAUCUUGGUACAUAUUUAUCCUCUGCUCCUAAAAACUUCUGUUUCCUCUUCUUGAUGUCUCAUGCCCUCACUCUCCCUAUAUGAUAUGCAAAAAUGAUCUUUCUUUGAAAUUCCUCAGGGGCGAAGACAUGUUCAUUGAAACCAUCCUUUAGCUUUGAAUAGAAAAAUAAAAUAGAAGCUGCUCCAGAGUUUAAAAUAAAAACAACUGUAUAAAUAACACUUCCUGGUACCUACCUCCUUCCAAAACUA
Sciurus carolinensis (gray squirrel) is the source of this 1020-nucleotide messenger RNA. RefSeq names its product suppressor APC domain containing 1 (gene Sapcd1). The transcript is spliced from 4 exons. The record is from RefSeq and is a predicted model, not a curated record. Bases 45 to 662 code for a protein of 205 amino acids. NCBI's taxonomy places the organism in Eukaryota, Metazoa, Chordata, Mammalia, Rodentia, Sciuridae.